Molecule: messenger RNA, 3322 nt
Organism: Bombyx mandarina (wild silkworm)
Lineage: Eukaryota; Metazoa; Arthropoda; Insecta; Lepidoptera; Bombycidae
Gene: Lmpt
Product: four and a half LIM domains protein limpet
Cellular component (GO): nucleus; Z disc
Molecular function (GO): zinc ion binding; transcription coregulator activity
Source: RefSeq, a predicted model, not a curated record
CACAGCGAUAUAUCGCUACAGACAUCCCUCCCCUUUUAGUUGAGUUCAAUCAAAAAACCCUAAACAUUCCUUUAGUUAAGUGCUGAUAUAUUACAAUGGGACUUAUGGUAUCUAUCGUGAUCACCUACGCUGGUGUCCAUGAAGCUGUUGAAUGUGUUAGACACAUCCUAAGCGGUACCAUACCUGACAAUCAACCAGGCUUCGAAGAUCUUGUUGAGCACUACACAGAUCUCCUCAGAAAAUCCGCUAAAACGUCAAACAGCUGGAUCGAUUACGGCCAAGGAUACAUAUGUUUGACGGAAGAUAAGAAAGGAAGACUCCAAUCCGCCGAAGUAAAGUACUAUAAUGAAAAAUCCGAUUCUACUCCCCUGUUAUUUUCUACGAGAAUCUCUAGCUUUGGUCAAGAAUCAGUCGAAGACCACACGAUUCCAAAUGGCGAUUUCAAACCUGAAAGGUAUUCGCCAACUAGAACGAAAACUAUCCUAUCUAAUAGCUCGGAAUCUAUCAACGUUGGACAAAGCAGACGAUCGCCAACUCCUAUCAACUUGAAUCAUGUUACCGACGAAGAAACUACCAAGGAUAAAAUGACCUGGGAGUACAGUCCCCAGAGUCCGCCUCCGACACCAGAGAUCCAUUUUCAAUCAUAUGACGACGACAACGGCGGGGUGUACAACGAAGAUUUUCUCAGAUCACUUGACGGAAUUAAGUAUCGACCUUUGCAACGACACGACCCAAGCGGGAGACGCAGGAGUUUCAAAAAGCGAAGGUCGUCUUCGUCGACAUCGUCGAAAGAUUCUCGUGCGUCCCGCGAGGAAGAACUAAACAUGUUCACGUCGCUCGAAGAGGCGGAGUUCGGACGUAUGAACAAAGAAGAUAAGGUCGGCGCGUUCGGAAGCGCUCCUAAUUUAUCAGCGCGUUCUCAUUCCAGAAGUCAUUCGAGAGAAAGAAGAAACGAAAGCACGAACGUAGAAGCCUCAGUCGAGACUGCUGCAGAUGAUAACGAAGUUAAAGCUUUAGAAUACCAAAAGCUUGAAGCUUUUGAGGAAGAGCCCAAGGAAUGUAAAGAGCUUAUUUUCAGCGGUGAAUACACCAAGGCCAUGAACAAGGACUGGCAUAGCGGUCACUUCUGCUGCUGGCAGUGCGACGAGUCGCUAACUGGCCAGCGCUAUGUUCUUAGGGAUGAACACCCCUACUGCAUCAAGUGCUAUGAAAGCGUCUUCGCCAACGGCUGCGAGGAGUGCAACAAGAUCAUCGGCAUUGACUCUAAGGAUCUGUCGUACAAGGACAAGCACUGGCACGAGGCCUGCUUCUUGUGCGCCAAGUGCCGCGUCUCUCUGGUCGAUAAGCAGUUCGGCUCCAAGCUCGACAAGAUCUACUGCGGCAACUGCUACGACGCCCAGUUCGCAAGCCGCUGCGAUGGAUGCGGCGAGGUGUUCCGUGCUGGAACCAAGAAGAUGGAGUACAAGACCAGGCAGUGGCACGAGAAGUGCUUCUGCUGCGUUGUCUGCAAGAACCCGAUCGGCACGAAGAGCUUCAUCCCGCGCGAGCAGGAGAUCUACUGCGCCGGCUGCUACGAGGACAAGUUCGCCACCCGCUGCGUCAAGUGUAACAAGAUAAUCACACAAGGCGGCGUGACGUACAAGAACGAGCCGUGGCACCGCGAGUGCUUCACGUGCACGAACUGCAACACGUCGCUCGCCGGCCAGCGGUUCACUUCGCGCGACGAGAAGCCCUACUGCGCCGAGUGCUUCGGGGAACUGUUCGCCAAGCGCUGCACUUCUUGCACCAAGCCCAUCACAGGUAUCGGCGGCACCCGCUUCAUCUCGUUCGAAGACAGACACUGGCACAACGACUGCUUCAUCUGCGCGCAGUGCAAGACCUCGCUCGUCGGCAAGGGCUUCAUCACCGACGGACAGGACAUCAUCUGUCCCGAGUGCGCCAAGCAGAAGCUCAUGUAAAUACACCUGUCUCGCUUCAACGCUUCCGCUCUCGCAUCGCUCCAUCCCUCACACGCAAUACAAUUUAUAUAUGACAAAUGUUUUUGUGAUGUGCAGCGAACAUACCAUACUACCGGUAGUCGCUAACGCCCGAGACUGGUGCGCGUUCAGAAAGCAGGACACCUCGAGCGAAAAGAUUUACGACAUCACUGACAAAUUUAACUUUCGCAAGGGCAGGGCCAACGUUAGUACGGUGCCCAAAUAACGAUAUUUUUUUUAUUUAAUAAAAAUAAAAAAUACACGAAAAAUCACAAAAAAAUAAUUAAUUAAAGUGAAUGCACAAAAUUGAUUUAAUUUGCUUUUCUAUUGAAUUUAUUAUCUAUAUAAUAUAUUUAUAUAGACUGUUAUCACUCAGAUAUUGACACUAAUAGUCGAAUUUAAUACGUAUAAUCUGUAUUUAUUUUAUGUAUGUAUCGAUGUGCUAACCGCCACGUUAUUUCGCUUUGGCUGUUGUAUUUAGUCCUAGAUCUAUAUUGCGGCGCUGGAUUCACACGAUGCCUUAAUAACAUAUCUAAGUCAAUUUCGAAAUUAUUAUGUUUUAAUAUAAUUCGUACCACCUUAAUAAAUGUGAAUGUUGUGCCUCUAAAUCUUGCCUUCCUUUCUAUCAAUUCGAAAAACGAAGUGACAGAAAAGGACAUUCGAUUUUAACAACAUUAUAAUGUAAGAAGGCAUCUUGGCUGGUGUUGCCAGAUCUAAAUUUUAUUGUUCAUCAUUUAUAAUCGAACUUAGUAAGUGCUUGUCAUAUUGUAACAUAGUGUGUAAGGAAUAUAUUGACAAAGUAUUAAUAUACUUGUUAUAUUUUAAGUAUUUAUUUAUAUACGGGAGUACGCACUUUUUAUUCGAAGAGACGCCGAUGGCGUUGCUGUGUCACAUGUUAUUUAAAAAAUGAGAUUUUAGAUGUAAUGUUGCCAUAUACGCCAUCGGAAGGUCGCCAUCUAACACAGUAAUUGUAAGUGACAUCUAGUUUUACUAAUAAAAUUAAAAAAUAUAAUAUUUUUGUUCUCGAAUAAGUAAUAAACUUGUUACGAUAUAAUUGAAUGUUAUCAAUAUUUUUACAAUGUUAAAUAAUAUUAUUAGGGUGUAGAAUCUUACAAUAAGUGAGUAACAUCUGUGUUAAAGAAUAUCACUAGCUGGAUUGAGUCAACAACUAAAAUGUUUGGGGAACACUUUAUAAAGGUUACAUAGUAAGGUUUUAAAUUAUUCGAAAUGUUGAACUAUUAAUUUAUAAUGAUAACUGCUUACAUGUGUGAUCUGAUCUAAUUAAAUACUUGUAUCUACCCAUAGAUUGUAAACUGUGAAACUGAAAUAAAUUAUCAAAAAUAAAA